Messenger RNA from Lutzomyia longipalpis, 880 nucleotides. RefSeq lists its product as uncharacterized. The transcript is spliced from 3 exons. The coding region runs from base 249 to 833 and encodes 194 amino acids. The record is from RefSeq and is a predicted model, not a curated record. Gene Ontology annotation, molecular function: ribonuclease P RNA binding. Lineage: Eukaryota; Metazoa; Arthropoda; Insecta; Diptera; Psychodidae. Gene Ontology annotation, biological process: tRNA 5'-leader removal; rRNA processing. Gene Ontology annotation, cellular component: ribonuclease P complex; ribonuclease MRP complex.
AUCACUGCAAAUUGGAAAGAAAAGUGUUAAAUUUAUAUUUCAACUUACGUUUUUACUAAGAUCGGCAUAGAAAUUGCUCAAGAGACACACAAAACAGCUGAAAAAAUAAAGGGCGCAAAAACAAAAAAUCCCAAAAAAUGUAAAGACUGAAAAAAUUCGUCUUUCCACAGAAUUGUCCACGGAAAUCUGUAGUGUUGUCCAAUGUUGUGGAUCUUCCCACGUGGAUUAAAAAAUCAAAACAUUGCAAGAUGACAACAAAUCUCCAAUCAACAUCCCUAAUUGCAGCUGAACUUCCCGCCAGGCAGCGUGAGGAUGUCAAUCCCAAUCACAUGUGGAGCUGGAGAGUCGGUAAACGCAGAUCGCACUUCAAGGAAAGCAAGAAAAAGCCCAAAAAAGCUCGUGUUGCGCUGAGAAAUUUUAUUUGCAAUCGCAACGGUGUGGGGGUGGCAGAUGGUGAGAUCCUCAACAAUCUCUGGACACAAUAUGCUAAGGAUUUCCUGGAGAAGCAUGGUAUAAAUCCGGGAACAAUUGACACAAGAACGGAUUACAAAGAUAUCCUUCCAAAAAUGGAAUUAAUUGGUGCAAGAAUUGAGGUAAAAAAGGCUAAAUGUUCAUCAAUUGUGGGGAAAUGCGGUGUAAUUAUCAUGGACAGCAAGAAUAUGUUCACAUUAGUUAGCGAUGAGGGCAGAGUUAUUCAUCUUCCGAAAAUGGACUUGGCUUUUGAAUUAUCAAUUCAAAAUAUGAUUGUUCUCUUUUACGGGAAGUUUCUAACAAUGAGAAUUGCAGAUAGAUGCGUGAAAGCCUACAAAAGUGUUCAGAGCCAUGAAUUUUGAUGAUUUCAUUAAAAGAAAAUGAAACAAAUAUUUUGUACAAAAACAAA